UUCCCUCCUUUGUUCUUUUCUCUCUUUUAUCUCUCCCCCCUCAAUCCUCGUGCCCUCCCAUUCCUCUCCCUCUCUCUGGUUUUAAUGCCCAGUGCCCUCCACCUUCUGUCUCCUUGAAGAUGAGAUGUUCAUCUUCUGAAAAUGGCUGAAAUCUCCACAUUAGAGUUGUGUUCUUAAGUUUCUUUCCUGAGAUCCUCUUGUCUAUAGAUCAUCAUGAACAAUCUUAAGCUAGGGGUAGAUGUGGUCAGUGCCCACAAUCUUUUGCCUAAAGAUGGGCAUGGCUCAUCCAGUGCCUUUGUGGAGCUAUAUUUUGAUGGUCAGAAGUUCCGAACCACCAUCAAAGAAAAGGAUCUAAACCCCGUCUGGAACGAAAGCUUUUAUUUCAACAUCUCCGAUCCAUCCAGCCUCCGUUAUCUGUCCCUUGAUGCCUAUGUUUAUAAUAACAUUAAAGCAACCAACACCAGGUCCUUCCUCGGCAAGGUUUGCCUUUCUGGGUCUUCUUUCGUUCCUUAUUCAGAUGCUGUCAUCUUACACUACCCUUUGGAGAAGCGUGGGAUUUUCUCACAUGUAAGAGGAGAGCUUGGCUUGAAAGUGUAUGUUACUGAUGACCAGUCUAUAAAGUCUUCAACUCCACUUCCUGCUGGUGAAUCUGUUGCAAGUAAAGAUGCCAGCUUACACGCCCAGACAGUUUCAGCUCCAGGAAAAAGUGAAAGACAUGAUACAAGGCAUGUCUUUCAUCAUCUCCCCAAUUCAAACCAUCAUCCAAAUCAGCAUGCAACAUCUCCUCAAGCAGGUCAUCAUUAUGUAACAAAGUUUCAGGCUGAUGAGAUGAAAUCUGAACCGCCACCUAAGAUUGUUCGGAUGUACUCUGCAAUGUCCUCACAACCUGCUGAUUUUGCACUCAAGGAGACGAGUCCUUUUCUUGGAGGGGGAAGAGUUGUUGGUGGUCGUGUCAUUCGUGGGGACAAGAUGGCAAGCACCUAUGAUCUUGUUGAGCGAAUGCACUUUCUUUAUGUGAGAGUUGUUAAAGCUCGUGAUCUUCCUGCCAUGGAUGUUACAGGGAGUAUUGAUCCAUUUGUUGAGGUAAGAAUUGGAAACUAUAGAGGAAUUACAAAACACUUUGAGAAAAAGCAAAAUCCAGAGUGGAAUCAGGUGUUUGCCUUUUCAAGAGAGCGGAUGCAAGCUUCUGUUCUUGAAGUUGUGAUUAAGGAUAAGGAUUUGGUCAAAGAUGAUUUUGUAGGGAUAGUAAGGUUUGACAUCAAUGAGGUUCCACUACGUGUUCCUCCAGAUAGUCCUCUUGCUCCAGAAUGGUAUCGACUCGAGGAUAAGAAGGGAGAGAAAGUAAAGGGUGAGCUAAUGCUAGCCGUCUGGAUUGGCACCCAAGCAGAUGAGGCUUUUCCUGAUGCAUGGCAUUCUGAUGCAGCUACACCUGUUGAUAGUGGGCCAGCCACAUCCACUGUGAUACGUUCAAAGGUUUAUCAUGCUCCAAGAUUGUGGUAUGUCCGUGUUAAUGUGGUUGAGGCACAAGACUUGGUUCCAACCGAGAAAAACCGGUUUCCUGACGUGUAUGUUAAAGCACAGAUAGGGAACCAAGUUUUGAAAACAAAGAUAUGCCAGGCUCGAACUCUGAAUGCACUAUGGAAUGAAGAUCUCUUGUUUGUUGCUUCUGAGCCCUUCGAAGAUCAUCUUGUUCUCUCAGUCGAGGAUCGAAUAGGUCCUGGUAAAGAUGAAAUACUAGGGAGAGUCAUCAUUCCGUUGAACACUGUAGAAAAACGUGCUGAUGAUCGAAUAAUUCAUUCUCGUUGGUAUGGCCUGGAGAAGCCGGUUGCUGUGGAUGUUGAUCAAUUGAAGAAAGAUAAAUUUUCUAGUCGUAUCCAUCUUCGAGUUUGUCUUGAUGGAGGAUAUCAUGUUCUUGAUGAAUCCACUCAUUACAGUAGUGACCUCCGCCCCACAGCAAAACAACUAUGGAGGCCACCUAUUGGAGUCUUGGAACUUGGCAUCUUGAAUGCGGUAGGGCUGCAUCCAAUGAAGACAAGAGAUGGCAAGGGUACAUCAGACACGUACUGCGUGGCAAAGUAUGGCCACAAAUGGGUCCGGACCCGCACAAUUGUGGACAACCUGUGUCCAAAAUACAAUGAGCAAUACACUUGGGAGGUGUUUGAUCCAGCUACAGUUCUCACCGCUGGGGUAUUUGACAACAGCCAGCUAGGGGACAAAGGUUCCAGUGGAAACAAGGACCUAAAAAUUGGCAAGGUUCGAAUUCGAAUAUCAACACUUGAAACAGGCCGUGUCUACACGCAUUCUUAUCCUCUCCUGGUUCUUCAUCCUACUGGAGUUAAGAAAAUGGGGGAGUUACACUUGGCCAUCAGAUUUACAUGCACAUCUUUUGUAAACAUGCUUUAUCAAUACUCCCGGCCACUUUUGCCGAAAAUGCACUAUGUCCGGCCUUUCAGUGUGAUGCAGCUUGACAUGCUACGCCACCAAGCUGUCAACAUUGUAGCGGCAAGAUUAGGUCGAGCAGAGCCUCCACUUCGCAAAGAGGUGGUUGAAUAUAUGUCCGAUGUUGAUUCACACCUUUGGAGUAUGCGCCGAAGCAAGGCAAAUUUCUUUCGACUGAUGACAGUUUUCUCAGGGUUGUUUGCUGUUGGGAAAUGGUUUGCUGAUAUUUGCAUGUGGAAAAAUCCUGUUACCACAGUGCUUGUUCAUGUCCUGUAUCUCAUGCUUGUGUUUCUUCCUGAAUUGAUUUUGCCCACCAUCUUCCUUUACAUGUUUCUGAUAGGGAUAUGGAACUACCGGUAUCGACCUAGGUACCCUCCACACAUGAAUACAAAGAUUUCCCAAGCUGAAGCAGUUCAUCCUGAUGAGCUUGAUGAGGAGUUUGACACAUUCCCAACUAGCCGGAGCCCGGAGCUAGUGAGGAUGAGAUAUGAUAGAUUGAGAAGUGUGGCAGGUCGAAUUCAGACUGUAGUUGGUGAUAUAGCAACGCAGGGAGAGCGGUUUCAGGCACUAUUAAGCUGGCGAGACCCUCGUGCUACAGCCAUCUUUGUCAUAUUCUGCUUGAUAGCUGCCAUAGUUUUGUUUGUUACACCAUUCCAGGUGAUAGCAGCUUUGGCUGGCUUCUAUUCAAUGAGACACCCAAGAUUUCGUCACAGGUUGCCAUCGGUGCCCAUCAACUUCUUCCGACGCCUGCCUGCCAGGACAGAUAGCAUGUUGUAAACUGUGAGUUAUGUGGACUUGAAUUCUAAAUAAACGUGAGCCGGGAUUAGGCCAUGGAUGAUCUGUAACUUAGCAUACUGCUAAAAUGUAGAAUAAAAUCUUAUCGUUAC
Messenger RNA from Carica papaya (papaya), 3326 nucleotides. RefSeq names its product C2 calcium/lipid-binding plant phosphoribosyltransferase family protein. The record is from RefSeq and is a predicted model, not a curated record. Lineage: Eukaryota; Viridiplantae; Streptophyta; Magnoliopsida; Brassicales; Caricaceae.